AUGAAGAGAAGGAGGAUCAGGAGCAGAAGGAGGCGAACAUGAAGAUUAUGCUCAUGAUUGCCAGGGCGGAGGAGGGGUCUCCCGGGGAGGCCCACGAAUAGAGUGUGCCCAGGCUGGGAGAGCGGGCCUGUUGCGCGGCUCCCCUCAGAAGCGAACGCAGACCACCUGGAAGAUCAGCAUGUCUAAGCCAGCGCCGCCUGGUGCGAGAGGUUAAUGGCACGAUGGGCAAGCUCAAUAUUGCCAUUUCCGCCGCAGGCCUUCUUGACCGGAGUGCGCAAGCACUUCUUAGCUUCACUGGCGUGACCGUAGCCGUGGGGGUCAUGCCUGGGAUAACCCAUACAAGCCAGUGGCAAGGUGAAGAUUUUGUGCUGGGCCCAGAAACGAGUGAGUUUGCCCUCAUUCCAGAAAUCUGGGAUGUCUACCCAAUUGAUGAGGGGAAAUUUCUUCUUGAUGGUCUUAUCAGGUGAUGCAUACUUCUCCAGCCCCCAUUCAUGACGGAAGGUGAAAUCGAUUAGAUCCCCAGGCACUACUCGGAUCAUGUCGUCAUUCACGUAUCCGAUGGCGCUGGAAGGCUUGCCGGUACAUGACCGUACGCAAUAAUCCCAAGAAACAUGAUCUGAUGUGAGCCCACCAAUUCCCUGAACAAAACGGAACCGUGUGUACACAUAGCCAGGCUUAAACGAUUCCAUGCUCGGAAAAUUGUUGUAUACAAAAUCUGGCCGUACUUUGAUCAACCAAUCGUAUGUGGUAUUGUUGGGACUGUACUGAUCUGACUUCAGCCUUGAAAGGCACCUGGCACCCCGUGCUUCUUGGUCUGAAGCCGAGAUCACGAACACCUUCGUUACCUCAGGAGGUGUGGGUCCAACGAGUUGGUCGACGCAGACAUAUAUAUCCACAUCGUGCGUCUUCUUGAUUGGGUGAACCAAAUACUUGACUGUAUUGUCCCAGCCAUUGGAGCGGGACAGUCUCUGCCACCUCUCGUGAUCUGCGUUUUCCUCCGCCCCUGUCAUGCUGUCAAUCAAGUUUGUUGCACUCUCUCUAGCCGCCUCUCGAUGAUUCAAAGUGCGCCCCACGAGCAAGAUUGCUAUAGCCGAACGGGCAGCUCUGCCGCGGCUUCGCCCGGUGGGUGGUGGCCGUGGGCGCCCGACGAGCGCCCCGCCGUGAGCCUGGCCGGCGCCGGCGCCCCCGAGGUCUCGCCGGGGGGGCGGCCGUGGCCGCCGCGCGGGCGCCCCCCCCUGCGCUGGCGGAGGCCGCCGAGGCUUUUCGCCCGGAGGGCGCGGGCCGUGGGCACCUCGUGGGCGCUUUUCGGCGGCGUGUGCCGCAGCGCUCGUGCUGCACGGCCUGCGCAAGAAAUGUGCUGACCAGCUUGCAGUACGGUGCUUGUUGCUCGCAUGGCUGUUACCACAUAGC
Molecule: messenger RNA, 1410 nt
Organism: Prorocentrum cordatum
Lineage: Eukaryota; Dinophyceae; Prorocentrales; Prorocentraceae
Source: the annotation of a GenBank genome assembly